Schistosoma curassoni is the source of this 6912-nucleotide messenger RNA. The record is from the annotation of a GenBank genome assembly. Lineage: Eukaryota; Metazoa; Platyhelminthes; Trematoda; Strigeidida; Schistosomatidae.
GGGUUUCUUGAUUAGGCGCUCUGCGCAACUGGUUUGAAAAUCGGGGUUUUCACCUUGCUUCACAAUACUUAGCGCUAUUGAAAUGAAAAUGUUUUUCUUAUUACAGGGUAACAAUAAGUAAACGUGCUGGAAGGAAAAAUAGGAUCUGCGUGAUGGAUAAGACUAUCUUCAUAAUAAGCUUUCCCUUUUGUGGCCCAAAUACGUUAUUCGAUUUCUGAAAUAUAUAUGUUGUGCUAGCACGUCGUGUUCUUGCUUCGAGACAUUCACUGACCCUUAUUUGUAUGCUGUUACUUUAGAUCUCCCCUGCUUCCAAAUAGACACCGGUAGCAUUUGUAACAGAAUAUGCAGUCGAGUGUUUCAUUGGAAGAUGGAUUUUAUUCCUUCUGGAAAUCUCUUGGACCUAAGCCUCCUACCACUCUUCGAUGCUUCGAAAGAGGGGAGAUAAUGACGCUUCAUGAUUCUGAUGCUAUUCUUGUGGCUACAGAUUACUACAGAAAUCCGUCCCUCGUAAAGCGGUUUUCCAGGGGGAAGUCAAGCCUGUCGUAUGUCACUGUCAAAAAACAAAACACUGACUUUUUGAGACAUUUUCUUCUAAAGAGGCAAUAUCGCAUCGAAAUAUAUUGUUCCACAUCCAAAUGUGGGAGAGAUAAUGAGUGGAGCCUUAAGUUGAAGGCUUCUCCUGGGAACUUGGGUUCAGUAGAAGAUCUCCUUACAUCCACAUCAGAUUCAGUUGAAGCUUGUGGACUCAGUGCAGUAAAUGUAAAGCAGCUAAACGAACGAAUACAUGUGUGCCUAGCGUUUUGUGAAACUGAAAGUCGGAAGUUUCUUGUUGGUGAAUUCAUGGACUCAGUGCACUUAGCGAACUUGGAAACUGCUCUUGUUCAACUUAAAACAAGAGAAUGCCUUGUCCCUACCGGACUGCUUUCACAUCCAGAUAUUUCGAAAUCUGAUGUCACACCUUUGGGCAAUGCUAUUUCGGAACACGUCAGUCUUAUUUUUGAAAAAACUGGGAUUUUACCUACUGAGGUAAAAAAGUCUGAAUUCUCGCACACAAUUAAACCACAAGACUUGAUCUAUUUCCUGCGAUCUGAAAAAGAAAACCCAAAUGGCUCUUUGCUCUACGAGAAAGAGUUUCUUCUCAAAGAUGCAUUGUCUUGUCUGGGUGCCAUAAUAAAAUUCCUAGAUCUAAACGCUUUUGACACGAAUCGUCAUGUAUUCACAUUAGAAACUUUUAGUCUUGAAAAUCAUGUACGCCUAGAUAGUGCUGCCAGUCGGGCAUUGCACUUAUUACCUGGUCCAGAUGAUAAAAACAAGUUUCACAGUGUUUAUGGCGCAUUGAACAAUUGUCGAACGGCUCAAGGCCAGCGUCUUCUAGCUCAAUGGCUUCGACAACCUUUGAUAGAUAAGUCAAAAAUUGAAGAACGUUUGGACUUAGUUGAAUCGUUUGUUGCAGAAACUGCGAUACGUCGAGGAUUGCAUGAAGAUUUCUUACGUCGCAUCCCUGAUUUACAACGUCUAGGUCGACGUCUUAAGAAAAUCAGAGGUUCUGGCCUUCAGGAUGUCUAUCGUAUAUAUCAAGCUGUUUUACGCUUACCAUAUGCUGUUUCAUUAUUGAAUCAAUACACGGGAUCCAAACGAUCAACAGUUUACGAAUGUCUUAUAACACCUUUACAAAAAGCCAUGGAUAACUUUAUUCUGUUUAAAGAUCUAGUGGAAUCCAACAUAGAUUUGGACUAUGUUAACCAACGAAAUGAGUUCAUUAUUCGUGCUGAUAAAGAUCCGUUGCUACAAGAAAUAAGGAAUAAAUUAGACAAUUUGGAGGAAAGAAUUCGGGAUGAAUUUAGACGUUGUGCAAAAAAGCUGAACUUGGAACAGAAUAAAUCUAUCAAGUUGGAAAGCAAUGAGCUACAUGGAUAUUUUAUGCGUGUCACACUCAAGGAUGAGAAAUGUUUAAGAGGAUUUGAAACAUUUGAAAUUUUGGACACACAAAAAGGUGGUGUACGUUUUCGUAAUAACCAAAUGACUUCAUUAAAUGAAACUUAUGCUGAAGUGAAACAAGAAUAUAAUGGAUUACAAGAAGUGGUUGUACAUCAAGUUGUUUGUGCCGCAGCUACUUAUUUAGAGCCUAUUAAUCAAUUGAAUGCAACCACUGCGUUCUUAGAUGUUAUUGUUAGCCUUUCUAUCGCAGCUAUCUCGUCUUCAGGCGUAUCGUAUAUUCGUCCGAAAAUUCUCUCUAAAGAUAAUGGUCAUAUUAUUUUAAAAGGAGCACGUCAUCCAUGUUUGGAAAUGCAAGAUCGAGUCAGUGUUAUUCCAAAUGAUGUACAUCUUGAACGUGGUAAACAAAUAUUCCUAAUUAUUACUGGUCCGAAUAUGGGUGGCAAGUCAACUUUUAUACAUAGUGUUGCCGUUAUUGUUGCUAUGGCCCAAAUUGGCAGCUUUGUUCCGUGUUCAUACGCAGAAAUUAUGCCAGUCGAUGCUAUCAUGGCACGUGUUGGUGCGGCUGAUUAUCAAUGUCGUGGUGUUUCUACAUUUUUAGCAGAAAUGCUUGAAACUUCAGCUGUUUUACGAUCGGUCACGCCAAAUUCACUUGUCAUUAUUGAUGAAUUAGGACGUGGCACAUCAACGUAUGAUGGGUUUGGACUAGCAUGGGCAGUCGCUUCAUUUUUAGCUAGUCCUGAAGUUGGUUGUUUCGGUUUAUUUGCCACACAUUUUCAUGAAUUAACCAGUUUAGCAAAUUAUAUGCCCAAGCGUGUAGCUAAUCUACGAGUUUUAUGCAAUGUAUCAAACACUAAGGGAAUCGUUGAAGAUGAAGAGUCUGAGACAAAAGUUACCAUGUUGUAUAAAGUUGAGCCAGGUGUAUGCAGUCGUAGUUAUGGUCUAGACGUUGCUCGUCUUGCAGGCCUACCUAUGGAAGUAAUUAAACAAGCUGAACACCAAGCAUCUAAAGAUGAAGAGCUUGAAUCAAUUUGGUUGAAAUUAGAUAAAAAAUGCUCUACCAUAUAUGAAGAUGAACUAGACUUUGUUCAUGACUCUCCAGCUGUAUCAAUCGCCAAUGAAUUAUGUCCACGUCUUAUCGCAAUGCUGGAUCACGUCAUAAAAGAAGUUGAACUAAAUAAGAAUUUAUCAAUUAAUAUGAUUAGUUCGACAGUUGCUCAUUUGACGCGUGAACUUUUACUAGAGAAACCAAAUAAUUUACCAAGUGAUUACUUAUUAAAUUUGGUCAAAAAUAAACUAGAAAACAAUAAGAAAAUAUAGAUAGGUUUUUUACGAUUGAACAAUUAUUUUAUUGUUAUAAUCAUGACUAUAGUACUUUGUCAAAAUUUUCCUUUAAAAAAAUAUCUCCACGUUUCUUUUUAUAUCAGUUUUAAAUUAAUAAGAUCUGCUCACAUAUUCCUUUCAAAAUUUUCUGUGUAUCUUGAAUAUUGAUACAGUAAAUGUAUAUUAAGCCUUAAAAUCAGAAAUAAUAUAGUGAAUCGAGUGGAUUUAAAACCUAAACAAGUCGAUACCAACUCAAUAGUCUUAAGCUUCAGCUCUCCCUUUGACACUUGAAGUCCCUGGUUUCAAUACCUGGCAAGGCUGUGAAUCUACAUGACUAAGUAUUCCAGUACUUCGACGAAAUAGUUGUCUAGAUCUUCUUGGUUUAUAUAGGUUGUCUAGCUUCAACUAGUUCGCGAUUCGGCAACAAAACUAUCCUUAAAGUUUUGAUAGGAAAUCAUGACUUGUUGUGUCGAAUGAACAGUUGCGUGAUGAUUGCAGUGGUUACAAGAAAGUAGCAUAAAUGAUAACAAUCCGGACUCAUGUAGUUAGUUAUUUAGUCAGUCACUCAGUCAGCUACAACGUAGGACCAGGCACAUAUAUGCAUCGGUCCGAGUUGCCAUACCCCAUUAACACAACAAGAUGGACACCGGAUUCAUAAAAGUAGUUAAUUCAGAGGUGGUAAUAUAUAAAAGAAAGAUUGCAAUAAGGAUAUAGUACAGGAAGAAAGAAUUAGUUCGUAGAAAGAAAGAUAUGAAGCGAUUUUAAUCUCUUAGUUUAAGGGAAGACAGAGAGUGUAUACACCGACGCCAUUGUGAUCGAUUCUUAGCUAUGUCACCAAGAGUCUCCAACCAUUGGUUACGAUAGUCACGCGGACCCCAACCAAGUAGUCUGCAUCUACCAACAUGGCUCAGACUAGAAGUUAGUGACUUCAAGCACUGAUGCCACGUUUUGGUUUGGCCGCCCCUAACUUUCUUCCAACCAUCUUCAAUACCGGAUAGCAUUGCACGUCGUGGUAAUCGGUGUUCGGGCAUACGUAACACGUGGCCCAACCAUCUCAGUCGAUGAAGAUUCACAACCUCAUCAACUGAUUUACCAUCAUUCCCUAAUACCCUGCGUCUAACCUCACUAUUACUUACCCGGUGAUCCCAGCAGAUGCCAGCAAUAUUUCUAAGGUAUCUGUGGUCAAAUACUAAUAGCUUACGGGUGUCUUCUACUCUUAAUGGCCAUGUUUCGCUGCCGUAAAUUAAAACAGAACUCACUGCCGUGCAGUAUACUCGUCCUUUUAUCGAUAGACAGAUAUCUCGCCUUCGCCAUAGGUGACGUAAGUUGGCAAAAGCCAAACGAGCUUUUCGAAUCUGUGCUGAGAUUUCGUCAGACACCAACCCAUUGAGGCUGAUGAGACGUCCAAGAUAAGUGAAGUUGUCAACGCGUGCGACUACUUCAUUCCCUAUCCUUAGUUCAGAUGUUGACGCAGACCAGUCCUGAAGCAACAACUCGCAUUUAGAGGGAGAGAAGCGCAUUCCAAACAUUCUGGCAUUGUUGCUUAGUGCUACCAGAAGACUCUGCAUUUUAUCAGCGUCUUCACCAAACAGGACUAUAUCAUCUGAGUAUUCCAAGUCGAUAAGUGGACCUCCUGGUAGGAGAUCAAUACCCGAGAAUUCAGUAGACGAGAAUGUUAUUUCCAUCAAUAGGUCUAUGAUGAAGUUAAACAAAAAUGGAGAAAGUUGAGAGCCUUGACGGACACCACUUGAGGUUGCAAAAGCAGAUGACAGUUCGCCAUAAGCUCUCACUCGACUGGUAGCGUUCGAAUAAAGAGCCUUCACAAGGUUUAUGUACUUCUGAGGUACGCAUUUCAAUGACAGACACUGCCACAGAAUCUCGCGGUCUACCGAGUCAAAUGCUGCUUUUAAGUCAAGAAAGACCACCAUUGUCGGCCGCUGAUAAGUAUGCCUAUGUUCUAGAACCUGACGAAUGGUGAAUAUGUGGUCGAUGCAGCCACGACCAACCAGGUCUGAAGCCAGCUUGAUUCUCUCGUGUUUGCAGUCCACGAGUCUUAGUUAGGCGUCUGAUAAUUAUCGAGGCUAGUAUUGUAGAUACUAUAUUAGUUAAACCAAUCCUUCUAUGGUUGUCACAAGAUGAUUUUAACCCUCUCUUAUAUAUUGGGACGAUAAGUGAUUGUGACCAGUCAGAUGGAAUAACGUCUAACUCCCAGAUCUUAGCUAAAAUAUUAGUCAACCUAGUCGCUAAAAUUGGACCACCAUCCUUAAAGACCUCUGGAGCCAAUCCAUCUGGAGCAGCUGCCCUUUCUCGUUUCAGAUUAAGUAUAGCCUUCUGAACUUCUGCUAGAGUUGGGGGACCUACUUCAAUGUUCCAUUCACACUGUCUGGGAAUGGAGGGUAGUUGUAGAGUAGCUGAAGGCCAGCUGAACUGUCCUCUGAAACGUUCUGCCUAUCGUUCUAAACGUCUGGACUGGGAGCAGAUGAGGGUGUCGUCUUUUUCCGAAAUAGUCUGACUUACACUUGACUUAAUAAUUCCAGUUUCUUUUAUUAGUCUGUAAAGCUGUCUUGUGUUCCCUAUAGCCGCCGCCUUUUCCAUCUCUUUUGCUUUCGUUGCCCACCACUGCUCACGAUCGUUCCUUAGACUUUUGGUUAACCUAGAUCUGAUUUGUUGUCGCUCUUCAUCGUGUUCAGAGCCUGAUGGGAUGAGUUUACGAGAAUUCAUCAGUGCAAUAAACCUUGAAGAAAUCCAUUGGUUCUUUGUAACCCUGUGGUUUAAAUCACUGAUAGAUGUCACUGCUGUUUCCACAGCGGAAGCGAUUAAUAUACUGUCAGUCUUUGUGUACAUUUGUUAUUGUGUAUAGAACAGAAAGGCUAAGUCAUCUUCAAAGUUCAAAUUAUUCAGUUGUCUCCAAGGUUCUCACUGUAUUCCGUGCUUUUCCUGAGGUGGUGGGGUCUUCAUAAUCCGAUCAGCAACCAGAAGGAAGAGAGAGUGAAUGUAAGGAACCCUGUAUAACACCGAUCCUCACUCAAGGUAUCAGUGAUCUGUCCUCCAUCCAUGACUCGUAAGAUAUUUGUAUCAUGGUGACGAUCUUUUCAGGUACAUCAUAGUGUCGAAAGACAUUCUAUAAGGUUUUCCUAUUCACUGUCAAAUGCUAUCUCAUAAUCAAGGGAGUUGAUGUGCGGUUAUGAGUUCUAUUCGACUGGUUGUUUAACAUUGAUCUGCAGUGUCGCGAUUGGGUCAGUAUAUGAUUAGUCGUAAUGGAAUCCAGCUUGUUGAUCUUAAAGCCGUACCCACUGAAUCUUUUAUUUGGUUCAGCAAUAAUGUUAUGUCCCGAUAAGCAUAAUGAAUGGUAACUUUUGGGAUCCAUUUAUGGACCAAUACUAUGCGUGUAUUUUUGCCGUAUAAUAGUUAAAUAACCAAACUAUACAUAUGCGUGUUCCUCUUAUUAUGCGCUUUAUUUUAAACUGUGAACUAUUAUUAUCCGAUUUACCAUUCUUGAAUUAUGCCUUAUCUAUUAAAUACUACCUCCCUCAUUCACAGCAACAUUUGGCUAAUUCUUGUACAAAUGUUGUUUCAUAUUUUAUGGUACGUUGUGGUCUGUUUGAUUGGUAUAUAAACCCAGUAUGCUUGAAAUAAAUGAUUCAUAUUGCAGAG